AUGUACUUUUUUGGUGAUGCUUCCAUGACAUUGCGGACGGCUGUGCGUGAAGUUGGAGCCACCCGUGAGAUAAUUUCACCGAGUAGAUCUCUUGGGAGUUCCUCAAGUUGUGACUGUGAUUGGUUUUCAGCCAUUUUGAUGAGGCGGCCCGAUUCAGAUACUCGUGAUAUAAUAUCACCAAGAAGAUCUUGUGGUAGGUCUUCUCGGAGUGAGAUUGUGCUGAUGGGAGCCAUUUUUGGGUCGUAUGUGGUGUUCAACCGUAGAACGGCCAAGUUGUGA
Thlaspi arvense is the source of this 279-nucleotide messenger RNA. The record is from the annotation of a GenBank genome assembly. NCBI's taxonomy places the organism in Eukaryota, Viridiplantae, Streptophyta, Magnoliopsida, Brassicales, Brassicaceae.